AUGGCGAGGUCUCCGGGUUGGCUCCCCCUGCUGGCGUGUCUGAUCGCCGCGUGCCUGCUGGCCGCGGGUGGCUCGCCGGACCGUGACAGCGACGAGGCCUACCUGGUGACGGCAAAGGCCGGCCCGAUCGACGCCUUCAACCAGUGGGCGGCGGAGCGAAACAGGUCCUACGUGGAAGGCACGGAGGAGUAUGGAACCCGGUUCGACACGUGGCUGGCGAACGUGGAGUACAUCAUUGAGUACAACAAGCAGCACGAGAGCCACUGGUUGGCGAUGAACGACUUUGGGGACAUGACCCACGAAGAGUACAAGCGGCUGCUGGGGGCCAAGGUGCCCAAGGGCAAGCGGCGGCAGGUAGAGGAGCCAUCUGUCGAUGACAAUGACUGGGUGCCCCCAUACAUGGACUGGAGGGAAGAGGGAGCUGUGACUCCGGUCAAGAACCAACGAGAAUGCGGCAGCUGCUGGGCGUUCUCGGCUGUGGGCGCUGUGGAGGGCAUCAACGCGAUCUACACAGGCGAGCUGUUUUCCCUCAGCGAGCAGGAACUCGUCGAUUGUUCCUCAAAAGACUGGGGCUGCAGCGGUGGGUGGAUGGACGAUGCAUUCGAGUUUGCGCAGAAGCAUGGCCUGACAUUGGAGAAGGACUACAAGUACAAGGCGGAGGAUGAGAAGUGCGAGAAGAAGAAAGAAAAGUUGUAUUAUGCGAUGAUCGAUGGCCAUAAGGAUGUGCCAAUCAACGAGCAUGCAUUGAUGAAGGCGGCCGCACAGCAGCCUGUCAGCGUUGCCAUUGACGCCGAGAGUGAGCCAUUCAUGUUCUACGGAGGCGGUGUCUAUGACGAGCCAUGCGGCGUCAUACCUGACCACGGCGUCCUUGUCGUCGGUUAUCACAAGCACUCCACUGACUACACCCACGGCGGCGGCUACUGGAUCAUCAAGAACUCCUGGGGGAAGAAUUGGGGGGAGCACGGCUACAUCAAAUUCAGGAUGGGCAUGAACGGCGGCAUGGGCCAGUGCGGCAUCGCCCUACACGCGUCGUACCCCACCAAGAAAUAUGAAGACGCCCUGAGCUGGCCCCGGUCCGCAGGCGCAGAGAUCGCGACCACCUGA
Ostreobium quekettii is the source of this 1104-nucleotide messenger RNA. The record is from the annotation of a GenBank genome assembly. Lineage: Eukaryota; Viridiplantae; Chlorophyta; Ulvophyceae; Bryopsidales; Ostreobiaceae.